Messenger RNA from Nicotiana attenuata, 626 nucleotides. RefSeq names its product transmembrane protein 258-like. The record is from RefSeq and is a predicted model, not a curated record. The transcript is spliced from 4 exons. Lineage: Eukaryota; Viridiplantae; Streptophyta; Magnoliopsida; Solanales; Solanaceae. Gene Ontology annotation, cellular component: membrane-bounded organelle. Gene Ontology annotation, biological process: protein N-linked glycosylation. The coding region runs from base 180 to 416 and encodes 78 amino acids.
AGGAGGUUGGACUGCCAAUUAAUCUCAAGAUUCUCAACUCAAACAGCCUAAAUUCAAUUCACCUAUCUGCAUACUCCCAAGUCGUCAAAGCACUGAAUUGUUCCUCAGCGCUCUCGCUACUAAAAAGAGUUGCACAAUUCCGAUCGACCAAAGUCUUCAGACGAUCUCAUUGCUCGAAAAUGGCUCAAUCAGCAAAACCGAUCUCGAGCCCGGUUCCUGAGUCGUUGUAUCCAACCCUAGCGUUGUUCAUGCUUGCAGUUGGUCUCGUGGUAACGGCGUCGUUUUUCAUCUAUGAGGCUACUUCUUCAAGAAAGAAUCGCAGUCUUGCAAAGGAGCUUACAUCUGGUGCCGUAGCGUCCGUUUUCUUGGGUUUCGGAUCUUUGUUCCUGCUACUUGCUUCGGGCGUAUAUGUUUGAUAUCUGUACGUGGAUAGAUGAGAUUUGUACCACAGGUUUUACAUGAAUUGUGUUUUUAAUAUUGAAUUAGAACUCACAUCAGUUAUAGCUGAAGAAAGCACCUAUAGAGUGGUGGCAUAUUAACUGUAGUAUUGAACUGCGUAAUAUGGAUGUCUCUUUUGAGCAUUAAAGAAUUUGUUGAAGUGGAGGCUAAGAGGAUUUAUUUCGUUC